This is a messenger RNA of Suillus subalutaceus, 1118 nucleotides long. RefSeq lists its product as uncharacterized. Lineage: Eukaryota; Fungi; Basidiomycota; Agaricomycetes; Boletales; Suillaceae. The coding region runs from base 189 to 1118 and encodes 309 amino acids. The record is from RefSeq and is a predicted model, not a curated record. The transcript has 3 exons.
ACGUCAACAAACCCUCCCAUUAGGAAAUUGUUGAUCUCAAGCGCGUUUAUUAUUCUACGUGUGCUGUUGAGCCUUUACAGAACGAACGUGUCCACUCUAUCACACCUCAGCUGAAAUCGAGAGUUGUCUUUGAUUCUUUUGCUGCUACUGAGAAUGUGCUGUGGCAACCGUCAUAAAGCGGGGUUACUAUGCAGCAUACUCAGAGCAAAAGAUUUCGCCAUCGAGAUAGCGCAUGCGCACAAAGGCGUGGUUCUGUGUACAUCCACUGGUCCAUGCAUUGUCUAUUAUCCUGGAUAACCGCUGCAAAACAAUCGUGGGUUUCGUCACUACUAGUUAGAAAUAUUAGCCCACUGUUAGCUGUGACCUUUUGUCCAAAACUCGCUGUUCCAUUCCGUUGUACAAACCACAAACAUAACGUGCCACUUCAGUCCCCUUUGUUCGACACCUUAUAUAAGGCUGUAGAGACUUGUCGUCACCUAUCCAUAACGAACAUGCCUUCUUCUCUUUCCAAGUUGUUCAAAGCCGCAACGAUGAAUAUCUUCUCUCCUCGUCGUGACCGUCACUCUAACGACUUGAAGACCACAACAGCCCAAGAAACUGGGACUUCCGCGAGUCAACUCGUCAAGCAACAACCCGAGCCAUUCAAACUUGUCCGUCCACCAAAGCAGUCGCACAUCAAUCCGAUCAUAGGUCGUCCUUAUAUCCAGCACUACGGAUAUGCAAUCCCCAAUGAGUGGCUAAUCCGUUUCGCGGAGAAAGAAUGUCCAGAAGUGUUGCUCGAACGUGGUCACAAAUCCUACGAGUUCCACGCCAUGAUGCGAGGACGCGAGCUCAUUUCGACUCGGUCGGGCUUCUGGUCGUUCGAUUUCAAAUGUUGUUUCAAUCCCAAGGAUGACUCGGUUCUUCCUCUGUGGUUCGAAGCGGAUAUGGCCAAAUACUUCAAAUCCGGCAGCGAGGAACUUAGGGCCGUUAAAAUUGACAUCGUUCCGGUGUUCACUGUGUGCUCUGAACUAGACGAGUCCUUUCAAGAGCGUCCUACGCAGGAACAAAUGGAUAUCAUGACAGAGUCGAUCGGGUAUCCACCACAAUGGUGGGUGGGUUGUGAUUAUGAUUAUUGA